AUGGCGCUCGCUUAUGGUCAAGAAGACUACAAGUCAGUGUAUAGCCCGCAGCGAGAAGUCAGUCUCUUUGAGCGAAUGGAAGAGACUGGGAACGUGACGUUUGUCCUGAAGCGCAACUUUCGUGCCAGACGCCAUGCCGCCGAAUUUGUUAUCGAGGCAUUCUACGGCCGGGAUAUGACUAUUGUCCACCGUCAAGCCACCGAAGCGACUAAAUCAUUCAGUGAUUGGGCCAAGACAACAUUCGGCGCUCGCUCUAAUACCUUCAUGCUACGCACCAAGAGAGGCGCAAAUGAGGCAUCUGUCGGUUUCUCAUUCAACAACCGUUUCAAUGCGAACUUCGUCAUCCAGACAAUUAUUCAGCUGUACCGUGACGGAAAGAUCCUAAACGCAGAUGACAUCCAAAACUCGGCUUUCCCAGUACGACGCGGUUCUGUCCUGAUCAUCACUAGCUACAAAGCGCAGAAGAACAUGUACCAAGGACUUCUGGAGCAAGUGAAUGAAGCUGAACUGCCUAAGGAACUCGUCGAUGUUCGAACUAUCGAUGAAUCUCCAAGCUUUGAGGCUGAUGUCGCGUUCGCCGACCUUGUCCGCACGAACAAGCGAAUCGGACACAUCAACGAUAACAAACGGCUCAAUGUUGCCAUGAGUCGAGCGAAACUAGGUACCGUCAUCAUGGGACCAGGUCUCGAUGUUGACUGCACACGAGCUCCGUUUUCGCUACUGAUCGAACACUUGGGAGAACGUCAGUCGAUUAUCAAAAUCAACACCAAGGUUGACUUCUCCAUCAUGUGCGAGAACUGUAUACAGCCAGGUCACGACGCGUCCAAGUGCCCUCACACACCUUAUUGUGUUCGAUGCAAUGAACGUCACGCAACCCGGCACUGUCCACGAGCUGAAGAGGAUGCGAUCUCUCACUAUGAACAAGACAAGAUCAUGGCUGACGACGGAAUCAAACGCAAUAUCCGCGCCAACACAGCAAUGAUGAUGUCGGAUCUCAAGCGCGACAAGGGCAGUAAAGGCAGGGGUGGUCGAGUCAAGCCUCGAAUUGAGAAGGACGACGAUCCUCGGGCGUUCAAGGAAGCUUGGAAAGUGUUUAAUGCCAGGUCUAUGGUCGACAACUAG
This is a messenger RNA of Fusarium musae, 1122 nucleotides long. RefSeq lists its product as uncharacterized. The coding region runs from base 1 to 1122 and encodes 373 amino acids. NCBI's taxonomy places the organism in Eukaryota, Fungi, Ascomycota, Sordariomycetes, Hypocreales, Nectriaceae. The record is from RefSeq and is a predicted model, not a curated record. The transcript has a single exon.